AUGCCCCCGGCUCCCAACCCCGAGCUGAGGAGGCAAGUCAUCGCCAUCUACAAGGGCAAGUCCAUCCAUCUCAUCUCUUCGACACUCCCCGUCCUGGAGUGUAACCUGCCCACAAAGCUCCUCUUCCUCGGCCGUGAGUAUCCUCAGGGUUACGACUACUUCCGGCCACGGCUGCACCGCGCCUUCAUGGCGAAGUCGCACCUCACCGACGAGAACGAGAUCAGGCAGGGCAUCGCGAGGGCAGAGUUUGUGAGGAAAGAGAUCGAGGCCCUGUAA
Molecule: messenger RNA, 276 nt
Organism: Thermothielavioides terrestris NRRL 8126
Lineage: Eukaryota; Fungi; Ascomycota; Sordariomycetes; Sordariales; Chaetomiaceae
Exons: 3
Coding region: 1-276 (91 amino acids)
Biological process (GO): respiratory electron transport chain
Cellular component (GO): mitochondrion
Source: RefSeq, a predicted model, not a curated record